Leishmania braziliensis MHOM/BR/75/M2904 is the source of this 1533-nucleotide messenger RNA. Its product is annotated as putative protein kinase A regulatory subunit. The transcript has a single exon. Lineage: Eukaryota; Euglenozoa; Kinetoplastea; Trypanosomatida; Trypanosomatidae. The record is from RefSeq and is a predicted model, not a curated record. The coding region runs from base 1 to 1533 and encodes 510 amino acids.
AUGUCUGCUGAAGACACCCCUGUCUCUCUGUUCCUGCAGGCGUGCAAGCAGGAGGGCGUCAAGACGCCCAAUCCGAAGUUGGUGGAGUUCUUUCAGAGCCAUGAAACUUUUGACAGCAUCCUUGAGAUCGAUCUCAGAAACAACUACGCUGGCAACCGCGGUCUGCUGGCGGUGCUGGACGUCAUUGGGCAUCUGAACUGCUUCCGCUGCCUUAACGCCAUGGACCAGAAGCUAUACAACUCAGACCUCAAUGAGGAGGCUGUCAAGGGCAAUACUGUGAUUGACCGAAUCGUGGAGGUGUUCAGGGCGCACCCCACCGCCAACUCACUCAAACUCAGCAACAACCCCAUCUCGAACUACGCGGGGCGCAAGCUGCUCUCCCUGGCACAGGUGAACAGUCGCAUGUGCCUCAUCGAGGUGAAUGACACCCGUAUAGACUUUGAGCUGCGCAACAAGAUCGCGAAGCAGUGCGAGGAAAACACCCGAAAUAUGUGGAACGCCGAGCAGGAGGUGAGUGAGAAGCCGGACGGCGUAUUUGGCGAGAGCCUGGCGUGGGUGCCGACCCAAGUCACUGCGGACCUGACGUCGCUCGGCGCCGGCCGGGCUCGUCGCCAGACAGUACAGGUCGCGGGCAUUGACCCGGAGGCGGCCAAGAACUACGUGGCACCGGUGUAUGAAAAGUCGCAGGAGGACACGAGCAUGAUUUGCAAGCUGCUGAGCCACAACGUGCUCUUCAGCUUCCUCGGGAGUAAGGACAUCCUAACAGUGGCGGGCGCGAUGUACCGCGUGGAGUUAGUGAAGGACGAGUGCGUCAUCGAGUUCGGCCAGGCCCACUGCGACCGGCUCUACGUUAUUCAGAGCGGCGAGGCCGAUAUCCUCAAGGAGGGUCAAAAGGUGUUCGUCAAGAGGGAGGGCAUGGCGGUGGGUGAGCUCGAGCUGCUCUACGACACGCCCGCCGUAGCAACGGUAAAGGUAUCCACGGAGACACUGGUGGCAUGGGUGCUGGACCGCGAAACAUACCGCAACCUCGUCAUGGGCUCUUGCAUGCGCCGCCGGGACACGUAUGUGUCGAUGCUGGCCAAGGUUCCCUUCUUGCAGAGCCUCGACAUAUACGAGCGCAUGCAGGUCGCAGACGCCCUCACGAGCGACGAGUUCGCCACCGGUGACUACAUCAUUCACUACAACGAGGAGGGUGAGUGGCUUUACAUCAUUAUCGAGGGCACCGUGGAGGUUAUUGGCCGCGAUGAGGCCGGUAACAAGACGAAGGUGUGCGAGUUUCACAGCGGUGACCAUAUUGGCGAGCUCGAGUUCCUCAACAACCACCGGACCGUUGCGGAUGUCGUGGCCGUCACGGACGUCACGACGGCGAAGCUCAACCGCCGACACUUUGAGAUGUGCAUGGGCCCCGUCAUGGAUGUACUGAGGCGGGAUAUGGCCUCCACCAAGUACGAGUACUACCAGCAGUUGCUCCAGCAGCAGAGUGCGGUGGCGGGGCGGCCCAGUAAAAUGACACGUGCGACGGGAAAGGGGUGA